Molecule: messenger RNA, 1585 nt
Organism: Rotaria sp. Silwood1
Lineage: Eukaryota; Metazoa; Rotifera; Eurotatoria; Philodinida; Philodinidae
Source: the annotation of a GenBank genome assembly
AUGGAUUUCGACUAUGCUUACCAUCCUCAAGAAUAUCGAUUAGAUGAGAGUACUAGCCACGGAAGUCUUGAAGAAGCAUUAAAAUUUUGUUCGAGUGAACUGAUGAGAAGUAGUACUCAUAUACCAAUUGAAGAUAUAAAUAUUCUAUUCAAUGAAUUGAGUGAUUUAUUUCCUUCCAUGGAAAAGUGGAUUUGGGCUAUCAAAUUAAAUUGUUUAGGAUUACGGAAAUACGAAACAUUACGAAAUUAUAGCGAACCAAUCUCAUACUAUAAACGAGCUCUAGAGAUAUGGGAUAAUUACAUAAACGACGACGAAUAUGAUCGCUUGUUGAAUAUUGGUGAGAUACACAAGCUGAUAGCUGUUUGUUUUGAAGCAAGACAUCCGCGUGAUAAAAAUGCAGCUAUGAUGCAUUGUGAUUUAGCUAUAUCUUAUACGCGAUCAGCAGAAGAAAAAGCACAUACAGAUUAUGAAAAAAUAGAUGCAGUGAACCGAAUGGUCAAUUUAUAUAGUUGUAAAAUGCAUAUUAGUAACAAUACAAGAGAGAAUGCUCCGAUGAUUAUGAAAUACUUAGAACUUGCUAUUCAAAAAAUGUUGAAAUACUAUCCAAAAAAUGAUAUUAUGAUUAUGUCGCGCGUCGAACGUCUAGCUGAUCUUUUUGUUUUAGUAAACAAAUUUGAUGAUGCUUUGAUCAGAUACAAAACUGUUCUUGAUAUCUAUCUACAACAAACAAAACCACCUAUAGAUUGGAUCGAAAACAUUUGCGAACAUAUGGCUGAUAUCUAUAUCAAAUUUAAACAUGAUUGCAAUUCAGGACUUCACUAUCAGUUAACCAGUCAUGAAUUUAAACUGAAAUCUCAAGCAAUGAAUCGAAGUGAUGAUAUAGAUGAUAUUAAUAGUAAAAAACACAAAAUUGCUUUGAGUUAUAAAAAGUUAUCGGUGAUUUACAUUCAGUUAGGUCAGUAUAAUUUAGCAUAUACACAUCUUUCUCUAGCUAUGAAACUGUAUGAAGAAAUUAUGGAAUCAACAGAUUUUAGUGGUACGAUGAACGAAAUUGCAGAAAUCAAUGUAGUAUUUGCAGAUGCCUCCAUGAAGUUGCAUCAAUACGAGUUGGCAUCUGAACAUUUACACAGUGUCUUGCGAUUAUGUGAAGGAAGAUCAAGAUUUUACAAUGAAAAGAGUAAAGUUGCUGAUAUAGACAUAAAGUUAGCAAGUCACUAUGCAGAAUUAAAGGAGUAUGAUCUGGCCGAUCGGCAUUUAGCACGAGCGCUGAACAUUUAUCGAACAAUCAGCGACACACAAUAUGAAUGCAGGAUGAGAGUUAGAACAGUUAGAAACGGUCAUAUACAGCGGCGAAAACGUUCGAAUACGAUCAUUUACCUUACAGAAUACAACCAUUUACGAUCAUAUCUCGUGGUGUUUCUUGAUUCCAAGAUCAAGACUAUAUCCCAUCGCGUUAUAUAUGACGAAAUACGACUGAUAUGCAGUCCCCACCGAUGAUCGUUUUUUUUCAUUACAUGUGAAGCUAUUGAUCACUGAUUGUUUUCUUUUUCCAAGUUUUAACGUAUAUAUUUCUAUUCUGCGGAGG